UCUUGUUUCUUCUCUCGCAGGUCCCCAUAGCCGGGUUUCCAAAUGCCCUCCCAACGAACAACAGUGCAUCGGCAUGGAGCUGUGCAUCCACAUGAGCAAGCUGUGCAACGGAGUGCCGGACUGCACAGAUGGCUGGGACGAGGGCCCCCACUGUCGGGCUCUCGCCCCGAACUGCACACACUUUGGCUGUGAAUACAACUGCUCCCUGACGGUGAACGGGCCGGAGUGUUACUGCAGAAAUGCGCACCAGCUGGCAGAGGAUGGCAAGGCCUGUAAAGAUUUCAACGAGUGCACAGUUUAUGGAACCUGCAGCCAGACCUGUGUGAACACUGAGGGGUCGUACACCUGUAGCUGUGUGGAGGGCUAUCUGCUGCAGCCAGAUAACAAAUCGUGCAAAGCCAAAAACGAGCCUGUGGACAGGCUUCCCGUGCUGCUCAUUGCAAACUCCCAGAACAUCCUGGCUACCUCUCUGAGCGGCGCGCCAGUGCCCAACCUCACCCCCACCAGCACCAAGCAGACCACGGCCAUGGACUUCAACUACGCUGAGGAGACGGUGUGCUGGAUCCACGUUGGGGACAGCGCCUCCAGCACCGUCCUCAAGUGCUCCAGGAUCCCCAACCUGAAGGCCUUCGCAGAGGAGCGGCUCAUCAACAUCUCUCUCAGCCUGCACCGUGAGUCCAUGGACACACAACCCACUCACCCUUUCAUAAUCCCCUGCAGGGGGUGCAUAAUGAUUUACGCUGGCAUAGACGUUCUUUACAGAACCAUAGCUGGGGAACGCAGUUGGAAUUUAAGUGGAGUCAGUCCUAGCACAGAGGGUGGGAGAAGCUUCUUACACAGAGUGAUGGAGAUAUGGGAUAUCUUACCUAGCUUUAUGGCUGAUGCUGAAUCAUUGGGUUCCUAGAUUACCCAGACACGAGCACUGAUGAAACGUUAAUUACAGCCGUAGCUUAGAGAGGCAAUUUCUAACAUUGAAGUAACUGCUUUAGCAGACAGAAAAGUACAAAUGGAUUGCUUGCAAAAUGCUGAUAACUGCCCAUUAACCAGUUAAGAUAAUGAGUCAGUUGCAGAUCACAUUGGCAGGCCCAAUUUGACACUGGUUCGAGAUCUUAAGAGUACACAAACAAUACAAGUAGAAGCAUUAAUUUCUAAGAUAACGGGUUAAAAACUUAUUUUAACUGGAUUUUGCUGUGAACUAGAGACUCCUUUUUAAAAGAAAGGUGUUUCUUGGAAAGCAAUAUAUUGUUAUAAGGUUUGACAGAGCUUUGUCUGUUAACUGUGCAUCUGUACAGAAGGGGUGGUCAAUAACAGUAAAGCACAACAAACAAAGAUGUAUGCAUUGCACAUUUACACACUGCUGAAAUUCUGCUGAAUCCAGUGGUUUAUUAUUUGUGGCUUUGGGCUCUCUCUAUUGAAGGAGCUCACCCUGAAGCUGAAGCAACAUAAGUGAAGUGUCUGUGGGUUAUCGUAAUUCAUCGGUAUGGUCCCAUGGGUCAUCCAGUGUCGGGAACACCCUUGAAAGACAAAGCACAAUGAAUGCUAUUUUCACAGUUAGAGAUUCAAUUAUUUAAGGUUUUUUUUCCCCCCCAAGACGGUUUAUUUGCUAUUGUAGCAGAAACAACUUUUCUCUGUUUUUGUUGUCAGAAAUCUGCCUCUGGCAGGCUAAGGUGGUUGAAAAAGUUACAGGAAGAAGUAUAUUCCAUUUUGAAAUGACAACAUAUUUUCCACUAAGCUUUGGCCCUGAUAGCAAUGCCAGAUGUUUUUGUCAUUUAAUCGAGUUAAAAGUAUGCAAAUGUGAAAAGAAACAAAAAGCGGUGAAACUUGUGUUCGAUUUGUACGCCUGGAAUAAACCGACAACACAGUGAACAUGAAUAAAUUCACUGUACUACCAGAUAAAUUACUGCAGGUAAGAGACAACGCUUUAACACGCGAUUUACAGGUGAUUUGAUUGCUGAUUUUUAUAGCAUGUGUUUCUCAAGUGUGUGACUUGUUGGUGUCGUGUAAUCUGCUCAUUUUUAAUUAAAGUGCAUAUUUGUUCUUGAUUACUGGUUUGCAUUGCUUAUUCUGCGUUCUGGUUGAGAAACAGUUGCUCAACACCCUCCCUGGCAGUGGAACACAAACCAAAAAACACUGAUUAAAAAAAAAAAAAAAAAAAAAAAAAAUCCUUCCAAUUUAAGGGAAUAUUUACUG
Polyodon spathula (Mississippi paddlefish) is the source of this 2190-nucleotide messenger RNA. RefSeq names its product low-density lipoprotein receptor-related protein 1-like. The record is from RefSeq and is a predicted model, not a curated record. Gene Ontology annotation, molecular function: calcium ion binding; protein binding. NCBI's taxonomy places the organism in Eukaryota, Metazoa, Chordata, Actinopteri, Acipenseriformes, Polyodontidae. The transcript has 4 exons. Bases 74 to 904 code for a protein of 276 amino acids.